CCUCUCUCAAACCCGCCCUCUCUCCCUUGGCCUCGCCGCAGACCGAGCUCUCGGCGCUCUACAUGAAGUCGGGCCUGAAGAACGUGGGCAUCAUGUUCCUGAUGACGGACGCGCAGGUGGCCAACGAGCACUUCCUCGUGCUCAUCAACGACAUGCUGGCCUCGGGCGAGAUCCCGGACCUGUUCCCGGACGACGAGGUGGAGAACAUCAUCGCCGGCGUUAGGAACGAGGUGAAGGGCUCCGGCCAGCUGGACACGCGGGAGAACUGCUGGAAGUUCUUCAUCGAGCGCGUGCGGCGGCAGCUCAAGGUGGUGCUGUGCUUCUCGCCGGUCGGCUCGGCCCUUCGGGUCCGCGCGCGCAAGUUUCCCUCCAUCAUCAACUGCACCGCCAUCAACUGGUUCCACGAGUGGCCCCAGGAGGCGCUCAUGUCCGUGUCCAUACGCUUCUUGGAGGAGCUGGAGCCCCUGCCGGAACCCCUCCGGGACUCGGUGGCUCGCUUCAUGGCCUACGUGCACACGUCGGUGAACCAGGCGUCCCGCCAGUACCUGCAGUCGGACCGCCGCUACAACUACACGACGCCCAAGAGCUUCCUGGAGCAGAUCUCGCUCUACUCGCGCCUCCUCACCACCAAGAACGCCGAACUGGCGGCCAAGGUGGCACGCCUGGAGAACGGCCUGGACAAGCUGCGCUCCACGGCGGCGCAGGUGGACGACCUCAAGGCCAAGCUGGCCGUGCAGGAGGUGGAGCUUAAGCAGAAGAACGAGGCGGCCGACGUGCUCAUCGAGAUCGUCGGCGUCGAGACGGAGAAGGUGUCCCGCGAGAAGGCCGUUGCCGACGAGGAGGAGUCCCGGGUCGCCGAAAUCGCCAAGGAGGUGGCCAAAAAGCAAUCGGACUGCGAGGAGGACCUGGUCAAGGCCGAGCCCGCCCUCGUGGCGGCGCAGGAGGCGCUGGACACGCUCAACAAGGCCAACCUCACCGAGCUCAAGUCGUUCGGGUCGCCGCCCGGCGCCGUCACCAACGUCACCUCCGCCGUCAUGGUGCUGCUCGCGCCCAACGGCAAGAUCCCCAAGGACCGCUCCUGGAAGACGGCCAAGAUCAUGAUGGCCAAGGUCGACGCGUUCCUCGACGCGCUCAUCAACUACGACAAGGAGAACAUUCACCCCGAGAUCAUGAAGGCCAUCCAGCCCUACCUCAAGGACUCCGAGUUCGAGCCCGAGUUCGUCCGGAGCAAGUCGGGGGCCGCGGCGGGUCUAUGCGCGUGGGUCAUCAACAUCAUCAAGUUCUACGAGGUGUACUGCGACGUGGAGCCCAAGCGGCGCGCGCUUGCCGCGGCCAACGCCGAGCUCGCCGCCGCCCAGGACAAGCUGACCGUAAUCAAGCGCAAAGUGGCGUCACUCGAGGAGCAGCUCGCCACGCUUACGGCCGACUUCGAGCGCGCCACGGCCGAGAAGCUCCACUGCCAGGAGCAGGCCGACGCUACCACCCGCACUAUCCAGCUGGCCAAUAGGCUGGUGGGCGGACUGGCCGCAGAGAAGGUUCGCUGGGCGGAGGCGGUCGCCAAUUUCAUGCAGCAGGGCACGACCCUCCCCGGCGACGUGCUCCUGGUCACGGCCUUCAUCUCGUACGUGGGCUGCUUCACCAAGCAGUACCGCCUGGACCUGGUCAACAAGAUGUGGCUGCCGUUCCAGCGCGUCCUGGAGCCGGCCGUGCCCACGACGGAGGGCCUGGACCCGCUCACGCUGCUCACGGACGACGCGCAGGUGGCGCGCUGGAACAACGAGGGCCUGCCCAGCGACCGCAUGUCCACCGAGAACGCCACCAUCCUGUCCAACUCGGACCGGUGGCCGCUCAUGAUCGACCCGCAGCUGCAGGGCGUCAAGUGGAUCAAGCAGAAGUACGGCGACCUGCUGCAGGUGGUGCGCCUCGGCCAGCGCGGCGCCAUGGAGAACCUGGAGUUGUGCGUCACCCGCGGCGCCACCGUGCUCAUCGAGAACAUCGGCGAGAGCGUGGACCCGGUGCUCGACCCGCUGCUCGGCCGCAACCUCAUCAAGAAGGGCAAGGCCAUCAAGAUGGGCGACAAGGAGGUCGAGUACAACGACGCGUUCCGCCUCAUCCUGCACACCAAGCUGGCCAACCCCCACUACAAGCCCGAGAUGCAGGCGCAGACCACGCUCAUCAACUUCACCGUGACCCGGGACGGCCUCGAGGACCAGCUGCUCGCCGAGGUCGUCAAGGCCGAGCGCCCCGACCUGGAGGAGCUCAAGGCCGACCUCACCAAGCAGCAGAACGACUUCAAGAUCAUGCUGAAGACGCUCGAGGAUGAUCUCCUCUCCAGGUUGUCCUCUGCCGGCGGCAACAUCCUCGGGGACUCGGCGCUCGUCGAGAACCUCGAGACCACCAAGCGCACGGCGGCCGAGAUCGAGCAGAAAGUAGCCGAGGCCAAGAUCACCUCGGCCAAGAUCGACGAGGCCCGCGAGCACUACCGGCCGGCCGCGGCGCGCGCCUCGCUGCUCUACUUCAUCCUCAACGAGCUCAACACCAUCAACCCCAUCUACCAGUUCUCGCUCAAGGCCUUCAGCGUCGUCUUCCAGAACGCCAUCGACAAGGCGGUGCCGUCGGACGUGGUGGAGACGCGCGUGCUCAACCUCAUCGACUGCAUCACGUACUUCGUGUUCAUGUACACGUCCCGGGGGCUGUUCGAGUGCGACAAGCUCAUCUUCGCGUCGCAGAUGACGUUCCAGAUCCUCCUGGCCAGCGAGGAGAUCCAGCCGCCGGAGCUCGACUUCCUGCUCCGGUUCCCCAUUACGCCGCACGUCACCUCCCCCGUCGACUUCCUGUCCAACUCGUCCUGGGGCGGCGUCCGCUCGCUCAGCAGCAAGGACGAGUUCCGUAAUUUUGAUCGGGACAUCGAGACCUCGCCGAAGCGCUGGAAAAAGCUGGUGGAGUCGGAGUGUCCCGAGCGGGAGAAGUUCCCCCAGGAGUGGAAGAACAAGACCCCCCUGCAGAGGCUGUGCAUGAUGCGUGCGCUUCGCCCGGACCGCAUGAUGUACGCCGUCGCCGCGUUCAUUGAGGAGAAGCUGGGCUCCAAGUACGUGGAGGGCCGCGCGGUGGAGUUCGCGCGCUCCUUCGAGGAGACGAGCCCGUCCACCCCCAUCUUCUUCAUCCUGUCGCCCGGAGUGAACCCGCUCAAGGACGUGGAGUCCCUCGGCCGCAAGCUGGGCUACACGCUAAACAACGGCAACUUCCACAACGUGUCGCUGGGCCAGGGGCAAGAGGUGGUCGCCGAGGAGGCCAUGGACAUCGCGGCGGGCAAAGGCCACUGGGUCGUCCUCCAGAACAUCCACCUGGUGAAGAAGUGGCUGCCCGCGCUGGAGAAGAAGCUGGAGGCGUACGCCGAGGGGUCCCACCCCAACUACAGGGUGUUCAUGUCCGCUGAGCCCGCGGCCUCAGCCGCCGCGCACAUCAUCCCCCAAGGCAUCCUGGAGUCCUCCAUCAAGAUCACCAACGAGCCGCCCACCGGGAUGCAGGCGAACCUCCACAAGGCGCUCGACAACUUCACGCAGGAGACGCUCGAGAUGUGCACCAAGGAGGCCGAGUUCAAGGCCAUCCUCUUCUCCCUGUGCUACUUCCACGCAGUGGUGGCCGAGCGCCGCAAGUUUGGACCGCAGGGCUGGAACCGCGUGUACCCGUUCAACGUCGGAGACCUCAACAUCAGCGUGUCGGUGCUGUACAACUACCUGGAGGCCAACAGCAAGGUGCCGUGGGAGGACCUGCGCUACCUGUUUGGCGAGAUCAUGUACGGCGGCCACAUCACUGACGACUGGGACAGGCGGCUGUGCAUCACGUACCUGGAGGAGCUCAUGCAGGCCGACCUGGUCGACGGCGAGCUCAUGCUGGCCCCGAACUUCCCGGCGCCGCCCAACACGGACUACCAGGGCUACCACAACUACAUCGACGAGGCCAUGCCUCCCGAGUCGCCCUAUCUAUACGGCCUCCACCCCAACGCCGAGAUCGGCUUCUUGACGACCACCUCGGAGAAGCUGUUCCGCACCGUGUUCGAGAUGCAGCCUCGUGACGCGGCCGCGGCGGGCGGCGCCACCGUCACGCGGGAGGACAAGGUGAAGCAGCUGAUCGACGAGAUGCUGGAAAAGCUCCCCGAGGAGUUCAACAUGCCGGAGAUCAUGAGCAAGGUCGAGGAGCGCACCCCCUACGUGAUCGUGGCCUUCCAGGAGUGCGAGCGCAUCAACACGCUGACGGGGGAGAUGAAGCGCUCCCUGCGCGAGCUGGACCUCGGCCUCAAGGGUGAGCUCACCAUCACGUCCGACAUGGAGGAGCUGGAGAGCGCCCUGUUCCUGGACCAGGUGCCCGCGACCUGGACUGCGCGCGCCUACCCGUCGCUACUCGGUCUCUCCGCCUGGUUCGCCGACCUGCUGCUGCGGCUGCGCGAGCUCGAGACCUGGGCCACGGACUUUGUCUUGCCCCCUUCGGUGUGGCUGGCGGGUUUCUUCAACCCGCAGUCCUUCCUCACGGCCAUCAUGCAGAGCACGGCCCGCAAGAACGAGCUACCGCUGGACAAGAUGUGCCUCCAGUGCGACGUCACCAAGAAAAACAAGGAGGAAUUCACCAUGGCUCCGAGAGACGGCGCCUACGUCCACGGGCUGCUCAUGGAGGGCGCCCGCUGGGACGUGGCCACGGGCGUCAUCGCCGACUCGCGGCUCAAGGAGCUGUUCCCCUCCAUGCCCGUCAUCAACAUCCGGGCCAUCACCCAGGACAAGCAGGACCCCCGCAACAUGUACGAGUGCCCCGUCUACAAGACGAGGACCCGGGGUCCCACCUACGUGUGGACCUUCAACCUCAAGAGCAAGGACAAGCCGGCGAAGUGGACGCUCGCGGGCGUAGCGCUCCUCUUGCAGAUCUAGAAUCUAAGACAGCUGCCAAUAAAUAUAUUUUUCCUCUUUA
Messenger RNA from Frankliniella occidentalis (western flower thrips), 4959 nucleotides. RefSeq names its product dynein beta chain, ciliary-like. The transcript is spliced from 19 exons. Gene Ontology annotation, biological process: microtubule-based movement. The coding region runs from base 63 to 4919 and encodes 1618 amino acids. Gene Ontology annotation, cellular component: dynein complex. Gene Ontology annotation, molecular function: dynein light intermediate chain binding; minus-end-directed microtubule motor activity; dynein intermediate chain binding. The record is from RefSeq and is a predicted model, not a curated record. NCBI's taxonomy places the organism in Eukaryota, Metazoa, Arthropoda, Insecta, Thysanoptera, Thripidae.